Molecule: messenger RNA, 1176 nt
Organism: Thecamonas trahens ATCC 50062
Lineage: Eukaryota; Apusomonadida; Apusomonadidae
Exons: 1
Coding region: 1-1176 (391 amino acids)
Molecular function (GO): protein binding
Source: RefSeq, a predicted model, not a curated record
AUGUCGAAGGCUACUAUGCUGCAGGAGGCAGGUAAUCUUACUGAGCUCAUGAAGCUUGCCGCGAUCGUGGAUGACCCGGUCGCCCAUGUUCACAUCUACACCGAGCUCUGCAAGGGAUACGUCCGCAGCGGUGACGUUGUUGGCGCCGAGCGGAUUGUCUUGCACGACAUGGCAGCCCGUGGUCUGACGCCCACGGCUAGCAACUUUGCCGUCCUCAUCCGCGCCUACGCCUUUGAGGGGCGCCCGGACGAGGCCAACCGCAUCGUGAGCCGGAUGCUCAGCUACAAGAUCGAGCCAGACAACCGCUGUGUCUCCAUGCUCGUCAAGAGCCACGCCGUUGCUGGAGACCUUGACGCGGCGUGCAAGCUCAUUCAGAAUGCCCCGCUGCUCUACGGCACAGAGGUCACCCCCCGCGCGUACGAGGCCGUCUACAUGGCUUAUGCCGCCGCCGCCGACUAUCCGCGCGCGCUCCACUGGAUCAAGGUCAUGUACCAUACGACGACCAGGCUCCGGUACGGACCGAUUGUCCGCAUUGCUGCGGCCAUGCCUCUCGAGGCACUCGAGGCGCUUGUUGACCUUCUCUCUAACGAGUUUGGUCUUUGCCCACCGCUCGGCGUGUGGAUGCUGCUGCUGGUCAAGUACCACGACGCGCGCCACGGCGAGGACGCCUACAACCUCGCGCACCACAUCCUCGACAUGCGCUUGAGCCUCAACCUCAAGAACUACAAGGCCAUCAUGAACGUGCUCGCCUUUGUCGGCGACGUUUCUGCCGUGUACAACGCCCUCACCAUGCUUGUGGAUGACGGUCUGUCGCCCGACAAGUGCAUCCUCGCAAUCGUCCUCAAGGCUCACAACAACGCCCAGAGCGACAGCGGGCUGGCUCGGCAGACGUGGCAGCGCGCGCGCGCAGCAGGCGUUGAGCCUGACGAGCGCUGCUACUACUUGAUGUUCCGCAUCUUGGCGUGGAACAAGUCGACCACCGAGAGCCACGCCAUCGGCCUCUUCACUGCUUGCCUCAAGCGCAACAUGUUCAACCAGCACGUCGCCAAGAGCGCCCUCUGGUGCGCCGCCACCCAUCGCUUCCGCCGGCUUGCCAACCUCGUCGAUCGCGCCUACACUGCCGACUUUGGCGCCCACACGCCAGCGACGCUGAAGCCCCUGAUGCGCCUCGCAUAG